AUGGAGGCAGGCGGCGGGGCCGGCGCGGGAGCCGCGGGCUGGAACUGCCCCGGCCCAGGACCCACAGUAACCACUCUAGGCUCUUAUGAGGUAUCUGAGGGUUGUGAGAGGAAGAAAGGCCAACGCUGGGGAUCCCUAGAACGCCGUGGGAUGCAAGCUAUGGAGGGAGAGGUGUUACUCCCAGCUCUAUAUGAAGAAGAAGAGGAGGAAGAGGUAGAAGAAGAAGAUGAUGAUGAUCAAGUGCAGAAAGGGGGUGGUGUAGGCUCCCUGUCAGUGGGCAAGCACCGGGGCCUGAGCCUCACAGAGACAGAACUGGAGGAGCUGAGGGCUCAGGUACUCCAGCUGGUGACAGAGUUGGAGGAGACUCGUGAGCUGGCCGGACAGCAUGAGGAUGACUCCCUAGAGCUGCAGGGGCUCCUGGAGGACGAGCGGCUGGCCAGUGCUCAACAGGCAGAAGUGUUCACCAAGCAGAUCCAGCAACUCCAAGGUGAGCUGCAACAUCUACGGGAGGAGAUUUCCCUGUUAGAGCAUGAGAAAGAAGUUGAACUUAAGGAAAUAGAACAGGAGUUGCAUUUGGCCCAGGCUGAGAUCCAGAACCUAAGGCAAGCUGCAGCAGAUUCUGCAACUGAACAUGAGAGCGACAUAGCCUCCCUGCAGGAAGACCUUUACCGGUUGCAGAAUGAACUUGACGACAUGGAACGCGUUCGAGGGGAUUAUGAGAUGGAGAUUGCCUCACUCCGUGCAGAAAUGGAGUUGAAGACCUCUGAACCAGACUUCUCUGGCAUACAAGAAGAGUUAUACCAGCUUCGGGAGCGCUACCACUUCCUGAACGAGGAGUACCAGGCACUACAAGAGAGCAACAGCAGCCUCACAGGGCAGCUUGCAGAGCUGGAGAGCGAUAGGACACGAAGAGCAACGGAGAGAUGGUUGGAGUCCCAAAUGCUAAGGAGUGUGAUGUCAACAGAGUCUCAGACUUCAGAACUGGAUUUCCCAGAGCCUGAUCCUGCAAUGCAGUUGUUACGCCAACAGCUCCUGGGAGCCGAGGAGCAGAUGCAAGACAUGCAGAGCAAGUGUAAGGAAUUGUGCUGUGAGUUGGAAGAACUACAGAAUCAUUGUCGAACCAGUGAGGAGGAGCAGAGGCGACUGCAGAGGGAGCUCAAGUGUGCCCAGAAUGAGGUGCUUCGGUUUCAGACCUCCCACAGUGUCAUCCAGAAUGAGGAACUGAAGACCAGGCUCUGUGUCCUCCAGCAAAAGUAUGAUGCUAGCCAGGAUGAGCAGAAUGAGCUUUUGAAGGUGCAGGUGAAACUUCAGACUGAGCUCCGGCAGCUCAAAGUCAUCAAACCCACAGUCAUAGAGAGCCAAAGUGAGAAGGAGUUAAUGUGCCAGCUCCAGAAGCUGCAGCUCCAGCACCAGGACAGUGUGAGUGAGAAGGAAAAGCUAUUGGAAGUACAGCAUCAACUGCAGGAGAAGCUGCGGUGCCAUGAGGCAGAGCUGCAGCACUUCCGGGACAUGGUGAACUCCUUACGAGAGAGCAAUGAAAAGAAUACAGGGAUGCAAGCCCAGCUUCAGGAGAUGAAGGGAUUGUACCAGUCGAGCAAGGAUGAGCUGCAGUGGCAGAAGCACAUGUACAACCUGCUGGAACAGGACUUCCAGCUCUGCCAGGAGGAGCUGAAAGAGCUCAAGAUCAACCAGCCUGUUCCCGAAGACAAGGGAAAGUGUGCCAACAAGUGUGAUACACUGCUGUCCAGGCUGACAGAAUUGCAGGACAAGUUCAAAGCCAGCCAGAAGGAGAUGGGACAGCUGCAGAUGGAGCAGUGUGAACUCCUGGAGGAUCAGAGGAGGCUGCAGGAGGAACAGGGCCAGCUCCAGGAAGAGCUGCACAGGCUCACAUUCCCACAGCCCCGAUGUGGCCUCUUGCAGAAGGGUCAGGAGCUGCUUUCAAAAUUGCAAGACCUGUGUGAAAUGCAGCUGCUGUACCAAAGCAUGCAGGAUGAACAGAAAAAACUGAUGCAGAACCAAGAGAGUGUAUUAAGGGAACAGUUAGAGGCACACAAAGAGCUGCGAGAUUUCAGAGAGUCUAAUUUCCAGGAAGUGUUGGAACACCCUCAGGAUGCCAAAGGGCCCAAGUCCUCAAAUUGUGAGAAUAAGUCCAAGGUGCUUGUGGACCAGCUGCAGGCCCUGCAGGUGCUAUAUGAAUCCAGUCAGAGGGAGCAGGAGCUACUGCAACAGGAGCAUGGGUGGCUCCUGGAGGAGCGGAAAAGGUUGCAGGCUGAGCUGCAGCUCUGCAUGGAAGAAAUGCAGCUACUCCAAAUGCAGUCCCCCACCAUAAAAAUGAGCCUCGAGUCCUACAAAAAGAACUCGGGCAGCAUGGUAGUCCCCAGCAGUGAAAACUUCCACAGGAGUUACAACAGCACCAUAGAAGACAAUGAGAGUUUUCAGAAGAGUUAUGCAAGCACACAGGCCAGCCAUGAGAGCUUCCUCAGGAGCUAUGACAGCAGCACCAAUUCCAAUGAGGCCUAUCAGAAGAGUUACCGCUCCAGCAGUACAAGUGUUGCCUAUAAGAAGAGUUAUAGCAGUUCCUGUAGCUCUGAAAACUUUCAUAAGAGUUAUGUCAGCAGUGAUGCUGAUGAGGACCCAGCUAAGCCUGAAGACAUUGAGCACUUUGAGGAAACAGUGGCCAAAGUGCUGACCAAGUUGCAGGCAGUGAAGGCCCUGUACCAGGUGAGCCAGGAAGACCACAGCCAGCUGCAGGAGCAUUUGAACAAGCUGCUGGUCAAGCAGAGAGAGCUGAAGAAUGAGCUGGAUAACUGUGAAAAGGAGGUGAAGGAGUGCAUGGAAAGCCUUGAGAAGCCUGCAGCCCCUCAGAACGACAAGAAUGAGAUCAAAGAACUGCAGAGCAAGCUGCGGGAGCUGCAGCUACAGUACCAGGCUAGCAUGGAUGAGCAGGGGCGGCUUCUAGCAGUGCAGGAGCAGCUGGAGGGGCAGCUGCAGUGCUGCCAGGAAGAGCUCCAUCAGCUCAAAGAGAAAAGGCCCUCCCUUGGCAAGGAAGCCAGGGCAAAGAAUGGCAAUAAGAACAUGAACAAGAAUGCCAACGGAGUUCAAAACAGAAAGAGUCUGGAGGUGGUGCUGUACUACAAGGCCAGCCAGAGGCAAUUAGAUGAGCUAGCAAAAGAGGAGGAAAAAAAGAUGGAAGAGGCAAAAAAGGAAGAAAAAGAGCAAACCAAGAAGGAACCAGUUGAACUAGUUACUGAGCCAGAAGAGCCUAUGGCAGCAGACCAGGAGGAAGAGUAUGAAGAGUACAAAGAGGGGGAGGAUAAAGAAGACAAAGACCCCUCUGAGGCUGCUGAGGAAGGCAACCCCCUUAAACCUUCUGAGAGCAAAAAGGGGAUCCUAGGAACCAGAGCUCCACGUAAAAGACUUGACGGAAAGUAGGGCUGACAGGUAGCCUGCCUGAGGACUGGUUCUUCCUGUGACCCAGGAAAAGCAUCUCUCCUCCUCCUCUAAGGAAGCCUGCUGUACUCUCCGUAGCUCCACUUUUCCAGAGUGUCUGACUCAAGAAAGGUCGAGGUGCAGAUAACUUCUGCUUGACAAGAUAUGAGCUGUACAAGACUGGAGAGAAAACUGGCCCUGAUACCUAAUUUGGACCUAGUUGCUGUUUAACCCAUUCAGUCUUACAGCUUCUGCAGGCUGCCCGUGGGAGGAACUCCUCUGCUCUUCUCCAGACUCGGAGCAGAGAAGAAACGCCACAGCCCCAGCUUACGUGAAUUGUAACCUCUUGAUUCUUUUCUCUUUUCCCUGUGUUUUCUCAUCUCCAUCCUCUGUUGGAUUCGUGUGUUUGUGUCUUUUCAUACGACCUCACGUCUCCCGGUCUCUCCUUGUGCUUC
Messenger RNA from Nannospalax galili (Upper Galilee mountains blind mole rat), 3884 nucleotides. It is a transcript of the gene Ccdc136, whose product is annotated as coiled-coil domain containing 136. Gene Ontology annotation, cellular component: acrosomal membrane. Gene Ontology annotation, biological process: acrosome assembly; single fertilization. The coding region runs from base 1 to 3432 and encodes 1143 amino acids. The transcript has 18 exons. Lineage: Eukaryota; Metazoa; Chordata; Mammalia; Rodentia; Spalacidae. The record is from RefSeq and is a predicted model, not a curated record.